Larimichthys crocea (large yellow croaker) is the source of this 1363-nucleotide messenger RNA. RefSeq names its product decapping enzyme, scavenger (gene dcps). Lineage: Eukaryota; Metazoa; Chordata; Actinopteri; Sciaenidae. Gene Ontology annotation, cellular component: nucleus; P-body. The transcript is spliced from 6 exons. The record is from RefSeq and is a predicted model, not a curated record. Gene Ontology annotation, molecular function: RNA 7-methylguanosine cap binding; hydrolase activity. The coding region runs from base 37 to 1050 and encodes 337 amino acids. Gene Ontology annotation, biological process: deadenylation-dependent decapping of nuclear-transcribed mRNA.
AUCUUUGUCCGGAAUAGUCAAACAGCAACAAGAAACAUGGCGGACCCGGCGGUUAAACGUGACGGUGUUGAAGCUGACGAGUUACCUCAGAGAGCCGAGAAGAAAGCGAGAGUGGACGGUGAAAACGGAGGAGGAGGAGGAGGAGAAGGAGAAGGAGGAGAAGGAGGAGAAGCUGAGUCUGAAAAUGUUCUGUGCGGGUUUAAAACCUCCAACGUCCUCAACGAUUCAGCCCGGGAGAAAACGAUGUUCAUCCGCGGGAAGCUCGCCGAUCAGGAGGCUGUGGUCAUCCUGGAGAAGACGCCCAUCAGAGAGGACACCCUGGCUGAGCUCUUCAGCGGCUCCACGCUGAAGCUGGAGAUGAAGAACGACAUCUACAGCACCUAUCGGCUACAUGCUCCUCCUCAUCUCAAUGAGAUCAAGACGACAGUGGUGUGUCCAGCUACUGAUAAGCAUGUAACGAAAUACCAGCGGCAAGAGAGUUCCCUGGUGGAGGAGACGGGUGAGGACUAUCAGUCAAUCACUCUGCCCUACAUUCAGAAGCAGACUUUCAGCGUGCAGUGGGUGUACAACAUCCUGGAGAAGAAGGCAGAAGCUGACAGGAUUGUUUAUGAAGAUCCCGACCCAGAGGUUGGCUUUGUUCUCCUCCCGGAUUUCAAAUGGGACCAGAAACAGGUUGAUGAUUUGUACCUCAUCGCCAUCGUACAUCAGAGAGACAUCAAGAGCCUCAGAGACCUGACGUCAGAGCAUCUACCGCUGCUGCAGAACAUCUUCCAGAAAGGAAAGGAGGCCAUCCUGCAGCGCUACAACCUUCCGGCCAGCAAGCUGAGAGUCUACCUGCACUACCAGCCGUCCUACUACCACCUCCACGUCCACUUCACCAAGCUGGGCUACGAGGCGCCGGGCUGCGGCGUGGAGCGCGCCCAUCUCCUCGCGGAUGUCAUCCAAAACCUCCAGUCCGACCCUCGCUACUACGAAACCCGGACCCUGUACUUCCCCCUGAGGGCAAACGACGGACUGCUCAGCAAGUUCAAGGAGGCGGGGAGGCUGUAACGCGCCUCGUGCACCAAUUUACCCCCAUUCGGAGAUUUCCAUCCACGCUGCGUUAGAACAAAUCCAAUCAUGUUUUUGAGGGUUUUGGUUGACUGAUUGUUGUUUUGGUCAACAGUAAGAGGCAGCUGUACCCUGUUAUCAAUACUGUUUAGUAUUUUGGAUGCAUAAUUUGUAUGUUUGAGUCAAAAAUAAUGUGUUUUGUAAUAAUUUUUGAGUCAAACCAGUGAAUAACCAGCAAUUAUUGUGUGUUUUAAUGUUUUUUAUAUCUUUGGUGAAUGUUCCUGACUGAAUUAAAGUUGUUUUUUUUAAAUCA